Ilex paraguariensis (yerba mate) is the source of this 921-nucleotide messenger RNA. Lineage: Eukaryota; Viridiplantae; Streptophyta; Magnoliopsida; Aquifoliales; Aquifoliaceae. The record is from the annotation of a GenBank genome assembly.
AUGGGGAGAGCUCCUUGCUGUGACAAAGCCAACGUCAAGAAAGGCCCAUGGUCGCCGGAGGAAGAUACCAAACUCAAAGCUUACAUCGAGAACCACGGCACCGGCGGCAACUGGAUCGCCUUACCCCAGAAAAUAGCUCAAUUGCCCGGGCGAACAGAUAAUGAUAUCAAAAACUACUGGAACACGAGGCUGAAGAAGAAGCUACUAGGCAAGCAACGAAAGGAACAACAAGCUCGACGCGCGAGCUGUGCCACAGCGAAGCAAGAAAUGAAGAUGGAAAGAGGGAAUUUUGUGGCUUCUGAGGCCAUGAACCUAGAUCCUUUAUGGACGGAGCUACCUGUGGCCAUGGCCAUGCCAGUAUUGAAUCCAAAUCUGAAUUCGAACCCGAACCAAGAACCUUAUCUUAAAGACCAAGAAUCUAUCAGGACCUUGCUGAUCAAGCUAGGGGGAAACUUUUACGGCGAUCAUCAUCAAUCAAACACCACCACCACCAUCACAAAUUUCCAAUACCCUUCUAAUAAUUUCUCCUUCCAAGACCAACUGUAUGGGAAUUUCAUCAACAUGAGUAGUUCUUUUUCUCAAUUGCCAAACACCCAGUACAUUAUCAAUGGGGAAGUUCCGAACAUGAUUCGAGAAACCAACUUCCCGAUCGAACUCGAUGACAUGGUGUAUUGUAAACAACAAUUUGAUGGGUUUGAGAGUUUUUCAAGGGGAGACAUGGUCAACAGUAGCAUUGGAAAUAGUUCUGUGGAAAGUACCAGUUGGGAAGACAUAUGCUCUCUGGUUUACACUCCGAUGGUCUCUGGUUCUGAGAUUUGCCGACAAGAAAUGCCACAAAAUUGCCUAGAUGGAGAGCCGAGUCCAAAGGAAAGUGGAGGUAAUGUGUGGAGCGCAGUGCUGGAAAAGAUUGACUGCGUCUAA